CCGAGUCGGGCGGCGUGGGAACUGCUCGGUCCUGCCGGCCUCCCUCUCUCUCUCUCUGUCUUAAUCCCUUCCAAAUCCUUAUAUUUAGCUUCUUAAUCACUUAAAUUAGCCCCAGUCUCUUCGCCGAGCCAUCUACGAGUCUGACUGCCCCCGCCCCGCCCCGCCCCCACCCUCCCUCCAAAGGCCAGGGAGGUGUUGCCCUCUCCGUAUCAAUCUCUUUCUUUCUUCCCACCGCUCGACCUGGGUCCAUUCGUCCCUGCGGUGAGUAGAGUUUGAUCGGGUGGGGGGAUCGAGGGGGUUCAGCUCGAGUGUGGUGGGCGGGGGUCACCGGUUCUUACCCAAGGAUUUGUAGGUCUUUUGGGGGAUUCGGUGUUUGAAUUCGUUGGGGAAAGAUGAUGAUGUGGAAAGAUAGCGGCGUUCCGGCGGAUUCUUUCUACGAGGCUCGGUCCGAGUCCGCCGAGGGACCCAAGAGCAAGUUCAAGAUUAAGGCUGGAAAGACUCUGAGCGCACGAAGAUGGCAUGCUGCAUUUAGUCCGGAUGGUCACUUGGACAUUGCUUCAGUUCUCAGUCGGAUACAGCGAGGGGGUGUUCAUCCUUCAAUACGUGGAGAGGUCUGGGAGUUUUUACUUGGGUGCUUUGAUCCUAAAAGCACCUUUGAGGAGCGAGAGCAGCAGAGAGAACAUCGGAGGGUGCAAUAUGCAAGAUGGAAGGAUUUGUGUCAGGCGUUGGAUUCUCAUGUUGGCAGUGGAAGAAUCAUUACAGCUCCAGUAAUAACCGAGGAUGGUCAACCUAUUCAAGACCCUUUAGUCCUCCUGGAAGCCAAUCCGGAUCAAUCCAAAGGACAAGCUAAUGGUGGUUCUGAAGCAGAGCCUUACCUGGAUAAGCAAGUGAUCGAAUGGAAGCUCACACUACACCAAAUUGGUCUUGAUGUGCUUCGGACAGACAGAACUCUGGUCUUCUAUGAGAAGAAAGAAAAUCUUUCAAAGCUCUGGGAUAUCCUAGCUGUUUAUGCCUGGAUUGACAAAGACGUUGGCUAUUGUCAAGGAAUGAGUGAUCUUUGCUCCCCACUGAUAAUUCUUCUUGAAGAUGAAGCAGAUGCAUUUUGGUGCUUUGAACGUUUGAUGCGCAAACUGCGAGGAAAUUUCAGAUGCACUGAGAGAUCUGUUGGUGUGGAGAAUCAACUACAAAGUCUAGCAUCAAUAACACAAGUUCUGGACCCAAAGCUUCAUCAACACCUAGAAACACUUGGUGGAGGUGAUUACCUCUUUGCGGUUCGCAUGUUUAUGGUAUUGUUCCGCCGAGAAUUAUCCUUUGGAGAUUCUUUGUAUCUUUGGGAGAUGAUGUGGGCUCUAGAAUAUUACCCUGAUAUGUUCGCCAUGUAUGAAGAGCCAGAGCUUCUCACUGAAAAGAAUGAUGUGUCUAAAGGGAAAGUUAAGUCAAUACGCCAAUUUGGGAAAUUUGAAAGGGAGAAUCUCAAGAACGGAACUAAAACUUCUGAAGCCCCUUUGCCAAUCACAGUUUUUCUUGUUGCCAGUGUUCUCAAAGAAAAAAGUGCAAGGCUAAUUCAGGAAGCACGUGGUUUGGAUGAUGUCGUUAAGAUUUUAAACGAGACAAAUGGAGAUUUAGAUGCAAAAAAAACGUGCAGUCAUGCAAUUAGGCUUCACAAGAAAUAUUUGAAAAUGGCCAAGAAAUAAUAGCUUCUGAUGUAUAUAAUGUUCCAUGGAGUGAGUUGAUUCCUGGUGGCGGAAUAAUACAGCGUUUACUUGUUGAAGGAUCUGCAAAGGGAGAUACUUUCACUACUUGUCAAAUUCUCUAAAGCCCUAGCUCAUUGUUUUUCUAUGAGCAGGUUCUCCUCCAGUAUGUUGUAAGACUACUACUACUACAUGUAAAUCCUAUUCAUGCCUCAUGUGCUCUUCAUUGAAGCAAACCAUUGCAACUGUAUUAUUUCUCAGCUGUUAUUGCUUCAAAACCAGGAAAUGAUUGAGGAUUGGUUCA
Musa acuminata subsp. malaccensis (wild Malaysian banana) is the source of this 1995-nucleotide messenger RNA. RefSeq names its product rab GTPase-activating protein 22. The record is from RefSeq and is a predicted model, not a curated record. Lineage: Eukaryota; Viridiplantae; Streptophyta; Magnoliopsida; Zingiberales; Musaceae. Gene Ontology annotation, molecular function: GTPase activator activity. Gene Ontology annotation, biological process: activation of GTPase activity.